AUGCAGCACCACGAGUGGAUACAAAGUCUUUUGGAAUAUGAAAUAAACUGGAAGAUUGUCACCUCCUUGGGAUGCCUCUUGGUGGCCAUUGUUUGUGGUCUGAAAUGGAGAAAGAAGAGGAACUUUCUCAAAAAAGUGGAAAAGGAGAGAAAAAGGAGAGAGAAAAAUGUGCAACUGAUGCAAGAAAAAGUUACCAAGUUCAAGAAACAGGUAAAAUAAUUAUUGUAACAAUGGAAAAUAUAAAUCAGAAACACAUGGGUUUAUUCAAUAAUAAACGAGGAGUCGCGAAGAAUCGAGAAACAAAUGUAACAUUAUCAGCCAAACUAAUUGGAUCGAGAAAUUCCACAAAUCGGGUAUUUUUCCAGCUCAGCUAUUUUUACCUAAACUUUGCUAUUUCCUGGAUAAUUCACCACAAUUCUUAGUUUAGUGAAUAAACCCCAAAGGCAAUGAAAAUACAGGGAACAUCGGCCCAUCCCCACCUAACAGAACAGACUUUAUUAUUUAUCUCUGAGUUUGUAUCUUAUACAAGACAGCAAUGUCUCUUCUGCUGUAUAAAUAUCUACCCCCUCUGCUGGAAGACAUUUAUUUUCUAUACAUUAACAGAUGUUCCUGUAAAAUAUAUUUCAAAUUUCUUCCCCUCCAAAUUCAUACUGUGCCGUUACUGGUUAUUUCCAAAACCUCUUCAAUAAUAAAAAAAUACAAUUUCUAUGACGUUGUUUUCUAACUUCCCUUUAUAAUUAUUUUCAGUUUGCUGUAUUUACGUUAAGGAUAGUGUGUAACUAUAAAUAGGGGACGUGACAUAUUAAUACUGAGAUCAGUUUUUUUUUUAAUUCUUUUUUUUUAUUUGAUUUCAUGCAUUUCAGAUCUGCACAGUAUUAAUUAUGGGAAAUCAGAUAUGUAAAUAGAAAUUUAUCUCUGUGAGCGUGACUCUUUAUAUACACACUCUCUCGAUAAGAUGAGCAAAUUACUGUGUGCACCAUACACUGCCCUAAUGACCACUGUUUAAAAAUACAUUCUAACGGGGGCGGGGCUUGGACGCCAUACUGGAGGGUCGUGGGUAACUUGAGCUCCUGACUAAUUUCUAAAUAAGCUUGAUUUUGGGGGUGAAAAAACCCUAUAAACUACCCUUUCCAUGUUGGUGCCCACGUCUGGCACUACCUGGGCACCUGUAAAGCGAGCUCCAGAUCCCGUUAUUCUGCUGACAGGUGGAUGCGGCCCUCAGCUUGUUGUGGCCUGGCGAUUUCUGGGUGGGAGAAGCGGCCAUUCUCUCAGUCCGAAGCUGCCUGGGCUUAAAUCUCUAAGGAUCCUCAGAGCCCUGUUUCCCCCACCCUCCCCCAGGCUGGUGGAGGUUAUCCCGCCCGAUCCAUCAAGAGAGUACUCAUCUACAUCGCUGCUGAGUUUCUUGGGCGAAAGCAACCCACAUUCGGCAUAUCCAAAAUGGCUGAUGGCACUACCCGGCUAUGGGAAGAAGAAUUCUUUGCAUCAUUCGACGCCAUGUGCCAGGGAUUUUGGAAGGACCGGGAAGACCCGAGGAAGCAACCUAUACUGCCCACGCCUCAGACACGGCUUCAGAUCCCAGCCUGCAUUCAGAGUCUGCACCGGCAGGAAAUUAAGCCAGUUACUGAAGCCUCACAACGCUCAUGCACUGGGGCGGAACAUCAUGGUACUAAAUCCGCGGACCGUAUCCUAGCUGAAGCGAGGGGAGCCGAUGCACAUUGGGCACAGACCCCUGAUGACACCCGGGGUUACUGCGGAGCCGCAUGAUGCAGCAUUGCGAGAAGCACGAAUCCCCAGAAGCUCCUGUCAAGACCCAGCUUAGCCCUUACAGGCGUGGGCUGAUCGGACUAUACUUUCCGAACGGAGAGGGUACCACUAACUCUUGAUCCUAACUGCAGCCCUAUCUGUCAAUUUUUCUCACUCACUCUCUGCUCUCCUGAUAUCUCUUCUAGUAACUAAACGUGUUUUCUUAAUCACAGAUGUUUUUCCAAUCGUACAAAUACUCAUCUCAUAUAAAUUCCUGGUUUCAGUCUGUAUAAUCUGAUACUUCUUAAAGUUAUAACUACUCAAUAUACUGUCAGUAAGCUAAGCAUAAUGUAUCUAUCAUUUAUGUCUCCGUACCUCAUGACGUAUUCUAGCUCGCCAUGUUUAAUAUAAAAAAAGAAAAUGUGCAGUUUAUGUGUGCCAUGAUAUUGUCUUUGAUAAAAAGCCUAUGUGUGCUGUUGUGGCACUUUAAACAUGUUUGUCAAUCACUUGCACAGAAAAAUAAAGAAUUAUAAAAAAAAAAAAAAAAAUACAUUCUAACAAUUAUUUUAUUAUUUUAUGCACCAAAAUAUUAAAACACAAUCAAAGAACCAAUUUAUUUAACACAAGUGUAAUAUGAUUCUUUAGUGUAUUAUAUUUCAGUUAAAGAAUGAAUCUAGAUUGACAAACAAUGCACCAUUCAGGUGUAUAAAGGAUUACGGUUGAUGUGAAAUUACUGCCUUCCUUUGUUUAAUUGCAUACCUCCCAAGUUUCCUGGGUUCAGUGUGAGAGCCCAAGUUCAGGGUCCUGUCCCACUGUAUCCCUGACAAACACAGUGAGGCAGUGAGGUCAGAUUGCUUCCUCCUCAGUGCCGCUGGGGAGGAGGCACACACCACAUGGAGGAGGAUGCAAGCAUUGUGGGGGAGAGGGACUGAGAAAGCUGAUGGCAGACUCCCAUCAGCCUGGGCCAGCAAGCUCCCACUGGACCCCAGGGAAGCCACCUUUCUGUACCCAAAAGGUAAGGAGACAGGAGGGUGGCUAAAUAUGUUUUGUUUUUUGUUUUGCUAAUUUCUGAUAUCACUUUUAUUUAAGUGUGUUGGUGUUUGUAAUGUAACACACAGGGAAUAAGUACAUGUUAAAAAUCCUAGAAGAACCUGACAGUUCCCUAUUAAAUAUAAAUUUAAAAAGUAUUUAUUUUAACAUAUUGCAUCAAGUGUUAUCAAAGGCUGUACACCAUUUUCAAAUGUCACAUUUGCCAAAUUCUGGACCAGGGUAUGUAAGAACAGAGUUGAGACAUUAUAUUGGCCAAGGUUGCUGGGAGUUGCUGUCCAAGAGCUGCUAGAAGGCAGAGAUUAAAAUAUGUAAAUGUACACAUAUAUAUAUAUGUGUGUAUCUGGCUGUGUUUAUGUCCUUGUGUGUAUCUGGCUGUGUUUGUCUGUGUGUCAGUGUUUCUGUGUGUAUGUAUACCUCAUACACCUGUAUGUGCACCUGUGUGUGUGUGUGUGUUUCGGUGUGUGUGUAAGUGUGCAUCUGAGUGUGUGGUAAUGCAUACAUCCCAGCAUUUUAAUGCCAACACAAAUACACUCCUACAUUCCAUCUCUAGCACUGUACACAUAUACACCCCUGCAUUUAUACCUUUAUGUAUGUGUGUAUCUGAGUGUGUGUGUAUAUACCUGUGUCAGUGUGUGUGUGUAUGUGCCAGUGUGUGUAUAUCAAAGUGCUUGUAUCUGUGUGUCAAAGGGUGUGUAUCUGAGUGUGUGUGUAUGUGCCAGUAUGUGUCAAGGUGUGAGCAUGUGUCAGUGUGAGCAUGUGUGUAUCUGCGUGUUAAUGUGUAUGUGUAUAUGUGUUAUAGAAAUCACACAACAUGCAAACAGACCCCUGCAAACACAAACAUUACAAACACACCAGUUUGCUGAAACACUAAUACUACACACAAAUGUACACAACACUACAUCCAAACACCCCCCUGCAUGCAAAUACAAACAUUACAUGCAAACACAUUCCUGUAUUAAAACGCUAAAAUUAUAUACAAACACCAACUCUACACACAAAAGUACACCUGCAUUUAAAAGCCAACACUACAAACAAUCACACAUCCCUGCAUUAAAAUGCAAACACUACACACAAGUACACCACUGCAUUCCAAUGGUAACAGUACAUACAAAUACACUCCUACAUGCACACAUAGACUCUAUACAAUAACAUGCUGACAUUCAUUUGCACAAACACUGCUCAAAAAUACAACCCUGCAAGGAUGGUAGAUCCCCAGCUGGCAUAGCAUCGCAGGAGUUGUAUGACAGAUGGGGAUCUAUCUUUUCUUUAAUCUUGUGCUACAGGGCAGGCCUGAAUUUUUUUGUUGUUGCACCAAGGCACUCUCUUCAUUAGUUUCGCCUCUAGGUUGGGGUGGAGGGAGUGAUUGCAUGCCCAGGGGGCCCAAACAGAUGCUUGCCCAGGGUCCAAUCAAUAUUAAAAACGGCCCUGAUUAGGGCCUGCUUUUUUAUGUUGCCAGUGACACAUACUGUGGCACAGGCCAACCUACUGCUGUGUAUGUAGUGCAGAACAAUUUACUAGUAAAUGUAUGCAUGUAUUAUUUAGUAAUUUAAAGCUUUAAGCUCAGCUGUUUGAGGAAGUAGCACCCCAAAGUUUGACACUGCGAUUUUCAAGCUUAGAGAUAUUUGGGGCUCUGAAUAAGGUGAGUUUAACAAUAUAUUCUGCACUGGUAUUUCUACAUAUUGGCCCACCUGCAAAUCCACCCACAGGGCCUGCCUCCAAGUCUGCUUACAAGGAUGCAGUUUGUGUAGAGUGGAUACAGGGUCUGCAGUGUGUGUGUAUAUUGGAUGCAGUGUGUUUAAAGUGGACAUGGUGUGUGUUAGUGUCUUUACUCGUAUGACUCGCUUCCUAAAUUUAAACUCCCUCCUCGAUCCUCUUCAGUCUGGCUUCCACCGCCUCCACUCUACUGAAACCUACACAGCUAAAUCCAAAGGCCACUGCUCCAUACUAAUUCUUCUUGACCUCUCUACCACUUUUGACACUGUUGAUCAUGUCCUCCUUCUCCCUCAGUCUCUGUGACACUGUCCCCUCGUGGUUCUCCUCCUAUCUCUCCCAACGUUUCUUCAGUGUCUCCUUUUGCAACGAGACUUCUUCCUCUUGCCCUGUCUUAGUCCCCUUGGAUCUGUUCUUGGUCCCCUUCUGUUCUCUCUUUAUACCACAUCUCUUGGCAAACUCAUUAACUCCUUUGGAUUAUCAUCUGUAUGCUGACGACACCCAGAUAUAUCUCUCCUCCCCUGAUCUCUCCCCCGCGGUCCUACAACGCGUCACCAAUUGCCUUUCUUCAAUCUGAUUGAUGUCCCCCCGCUUUCUGAAACUCAAUCUCUUGUUUUUCCUCCACAUAAUACUGAUCCUCCUCCUUCGCUCUCCCUGGAAGCUUUUUUACAUUUUUUAAUUAUCUUAAUCUUUAUUGGAAAAGUUUGUUUACAAAUAUACACAAAAAGACUAUCACACAUAUGUGUUGUCACACCAUACUAUUCAUACAAUAUUAUAAAAAUGCAUCAGUCAUAUAUAUAACAAAACAAAUAUUUGAUCCAUACAUAUUAUUAAGGGAGGAAGAGAGGAGGAGGGGAUUGUGGCAAUCGUUUCAUAUGGGUUGUCUGGGUGUGGGAGAGCUUUAUUUUAUGGAACAUUUAGAUCUAUUAGAUACCUAUACUUAAUUUUUGUUGGUAUUUAUUUUACUUUUUUUUCAACCAUUCAUUCCAUAUUGAGAUUUUUUUUUCCUGAAUUUAACAGAUUUAUAGUUAUAUAUUUUUGCAUUUGUAUUUGGGAAUUGUUUUUUUUUUUUUGCCUUAUACCAGUUGGGUUAGUUAGUUGAUUUCCAAUUCUGUGCCAGUGUAGUGUGUAAUAAUAAUAUUACACUGACACAGAAUACACACACAUACAGAAACAAACACAUAUACACACACUAAUACACAGACACACACACACUGAUACUCAGAUACACACAUAUACUGACACUCAGAUACACACAUAUACUGACACUCAGAUACACACAUAUACUGACACCCAGAUACACACAUAUACUGACACCCAGAUACACACAUAUACUAACACACAGACAUACAUACUGACACACACACAUGCAAGUCAUAUUUUAGCUAUCCUCCUGUUUCUUAUGUUUUGAGCAGGAGGAUGGCUGGGGCUGUCAAGAGUCUGUCUGACAGCUGACUCUCCCCUCCUCACUGCCUCCGCUCUGUCUCCUCCCUCCCACGUGAAGUAAGCUGGGAGAAAAGUGACCUGCCAUAAUAUUAAAGGGUUGCAGCACCGACCUGGCCCCUGAAGAUAUAUGCCCAUCAGGUGUCUCUAAGUGCAUUGGCCCCUCGUUGGGCACCAUCAGCGUGCGGGUCCCGGUGCAGCUGCACUGGAGGCAUUUCUGCCUCUACAGAAUGGGAAUGAGGAGCCUUGGCAGCUGGAUAGGAUAUCCAUGACAAUAAAUAUUUUUUACUGACUCCUCUGACCUCUAUAUUCCCGACCUAGAUAAUUAUAUCGUAUUUCCGUAUUCCUGGUAUCCUGAUCUUGGCUUGUUUUACAUUUUAUGCUUUCUCUAAUUUUUACUUUAAACCCGGCAGGUAACCCCAAAGUCAGGUAAUAUGUCCUUUCUGUCUAUUUUUUCCUGACCUAUACUUGUAAAUUGCGUAGGAUAGGCACGACACAUCUAUAGUCAGAGUGUGAGGAAGUGAGAGGUGCCCCCAUGUGGUUAGGGGCGAGAUGCCAGGGCAGAUAGAUUAUAAAUAGAUAAGGAAAACAACUUUGCAAUCUCAACAUCGAAGAACAAAAGUGCAUUCAGCCUAGCAAUACCGUAUAAUUUAAAAGAAUAUGACAGCAACUUCAUUGAAUUGCUCAACAGGGAGAACUUAUUGAAAUGAUCAACAAUUAUUAUAUAUGAGAACAGCAAAGGGGCCGGGCCAUCGAGAUAAAACCGGUUAUAAAGAAGGCAAUGUUAUGAAUACCUUUCUCACCUUUGUGCAAGUUGCUUUUUUUGUAACAUUAUAUCAUAGAUUUUUUUUUGUGAUUGUGUUUUGUUAAGCGCUUAAAAAAAAAUACAUUUUCCUCAACCCUUUCCAGCCCAACACACACGGCCACCCCUGGGGCUGCAGGGUCCCCCAGGAUUAAAAAGCAGGGUGCUUUUUAAUGAGCAACUGAAACCGGAUUAUUCACUAACGUGACAAUUGUAGGGGAUUUAAUAUUUUGCAGGAAUUUCAAGAUUUAGGCUAACAAAGCCAAACUUGAAAACAUCCCCAAGAUAAUUCAGUUUUCAUAUUUUGUUAUUACUGCCUUAAAUGUGAAAUUCACUUUAAAUUUACUUUGAACCUUAUAAUUGUGUGCUGUCUCUGUGCCGGGCAUUUUUCAGAAAUGAUGAUGAUUUUCAGAGUCUGAGAAUGCAUCCAUGUAACAAAACCACUACAGUAAGAUGAACUAGCGGUGGUGCUUAGAGUGUCCAUUUUAUAUCAACAGAGCUGCAAACUAUUCUUAUUGUAGCUGUCAGUGCUUCCCCACAGUAACAAAGAAAGUAAUGUGACCCAGAAAUGAAAUGCUAAAGAUUUCCUUAAAGGGACAGUACAAGCACCAUAACCACUACAUUUUGCUCCUUCGUAAGAAGUCAAAUUAUUUAAGCAAAAUUCCAAUCUGCUUAGCAGCAUCUGGACCACAGGUAAGAGAGUCAUAGUACUUCAGGCACUAUACCCACUACAGCAGUGCAGGAAUGUCCCUUUAGCUCUUCCUCCCAUAAUACUCUCUAUAUAUUUCUACUGCAGUGAACACAUCCUUACUCAGCACUGUUAUCGCUCCAUGAUACACUCCUGCAUGCUUGGCAUUUAUUUCAUAGUGCAAACGCCGUCACUGGGUCUACAUGCAUGGUGCCAGAGGGUUAAAAAUAGUUACACUGUAUUCUCGGGAGGUAAAAAACAUAAAUAAAUAAACACCCAGGGCUAACAUUCAAUUAAAGGGACACUGUAGGCACCCAGACCACUUCAGCUAAUUGAAAUAGUAUGGGUGCUGUGUCCCUUUUGCACUUAGUGCUGCAAUGUAAAACAUUGCAGUUCCAGAGAAACUGCAAUGUUUUCAUUGCAGCUCUAAGUCUGCCCUCUGUGGCUGUCUAACAGACAGCCACUGGGAGAGCAUCCGGAAUCCAAACCGACGUUAAAACCGUUAUCUGAUGCUGGAGGUCCUCACGGACCUCCAGCAUCAGAUUUUUCCAAUAGGAAAGAAUUGAAUACUGCUUUCCUAUGUAGAGGUCUAAUGCGCGUGCGGCCAUUGCCACGCAUGCGCAUUAGGUCUACCCUACCGACAGAUUUCGGCGGGGGAGGAGGUGGGCGGAGCAUGACUCAGCGCAGAGGGACAUCGACGCUGGAUUCAGGUAAGUGUCUGAAGGGGUUUUACCCCCGUCAGCCCUGUGGGAGGGGGAGCUCGAGGGAGGGGGCCACUCCAGGAGACUUCAACUGACUUCAAUGAAACUCACAUAACCUUUUAACAGUUCUGGUACAACGCAAUAGUUAAAGGGAUUCCUAUAGUGCCAAGAAAACAGGUUUGUUUUCAGGUUUGUUUGUUUUCCAGGCACAAUAGGAUCCCUUUAACUAUUGCGUUGUACCAGAACUGUUAAAAGGUUAUGCGACUUUCAUUGAAGUCAGUUGUUAGUAAGCAUAAAAAAUAAAACUGUUAGAUUCUGGAAAAACUGAUAGAACCUUCACCCAGUAACAUUUAUUCUGAUGCUCUCUGUAGUCAGUUCCUGAUCAGCAGAUGGAUACACGAAGAUAAAAACAAAAAGUUCAUUGUUUUUUAAAGGUACAUGAGUGGUUAGUGAUUCAGCAUAUUUUCUAUCAGUAAAUAGGAAAAUGCCAUAUCUUGUGUACUCCUAGUGUACUAUUAGUGGGUAAUUUGGGCUAUAAUUAAGUAGCUUUCUGACAAUUUUCUCAUAUUGCGAUUAUUAUUAAAAAUGUACUUAUUUUCAUUUAGUGUUUGAAUGCCCAGAGGCUGGAUGUAUUUUUGUGUAUUUUAUGUUUCUCUCGUUUCUCCGAUUCAUGUGCUCGGUCCUUUUCCAGAAUCCAGGAGUGGACUCCAGGAAGAUCCUGAAUCUGUCAUUACCGGAACUCAUCGUCAAGCUGAGAGACGGCUCUUUGUCUCUGGAGAGUGUCCUGUAUUCCUACAUUGAAAAGGUGAAUGCAGGGAUGUGUGUGUGUGUAUGUGUGUGCGUGAAUGUAGGGAUGUGUUUGUGUGUGUGUGUGUGUGUGUGUGUGUGCGUGAAUGUAGGGAGUGUGUGUGUGUGUGUGUGUGCGUGAAUGUAGGGAUGUGUUUGUGUGUGUGUGUGUGUGUGUGUGUGCGUGAAUGUAGGGAUGUGUUUGUGUGUGUGUGUGUGCGUGAAUGCAGGGAUGUGUUUGUGUGUGUGUGUGAAUGUAGGGAUGUGUUUGUGUGUGUGUGUGUGCGUGUGCGUGAAUGCAGCAGUGUGUUUAAAGUAGUUGUAUUUGAAUGCAGCAGUGUGUUUAAAUGCAUGGGUAUAUAUGCGUAUUGUUGGCAGUUGAAUGCUGGGGUAUAUUUGUGUCGUGUUGAAGUUUGAAUACUGGGAUGUAUGCACUGCCACAUGCACAUAUACACACACACUGACAUAUGAGCACACACACAGGGCUGCCAUAAGAAAUUUUGGGGGCCCGUACACCGUUAAAGGCUUGGGCCCAUUGGUCUCUCUCCCAAGUUCACCCACAAGAAUAAGAAAAUUCAUUUCAGGGCGUGUUUAUAGUGGAUGCCAUAUUGGCCUAAAGUACUACAAAUGGGCAAUCACCAACUGACUGGAGACUCUACCUUUUACAUGUAUGUCCCACUUAUUAGAACCAAACACUUUCAGGGUUAUUCAAUAAACUGAAGCUCCCGGUAUUCUCCUAUAUGAAGGAACACGUUUCCUGUACUCUUCUGUUUAAGGAAAUAAGGUCUAUAAAAACAAUUUACUAUCUCCUGCCCUUCCACAGGCUCUGGAGCUGGAUCAAGAUCUGAAUUGUGUUAUGGACUUUCUUACUGAUUGUGAAGCUCAGCUUCAAGACCUGAAAGAGCAAGAAAACAAGGGUCCAUUGUAUGGAGUUCCCAUCUCUAUAAAGGAACACAUUGGUUACAAGGUAUAGUUAUCAAUGACUAGUUAUUAAAUGGGAGAAUGGUACAUCAGAAUGAUAAACAUGGUUUAAAUUUCCAUUAGAGCUCGCUGGUUAUCAGAGGAAGUCUUGGUGGACUGGGUCCAUACAUAAGAUUAUAUUGAUCGUGUUGUAUACUGUGAUAGCAGGACACAAAAUAAUGUUUGUUCUCUGGCAAUUUCUGGAGCAAUAGAUGUGGUUUCUCCUUCUUAAUUUUUGAAGGUCUGAAACCAAGAUCCAUAAUGGGAAUGGUAAUAGGUCUCUAUGGUCAAUCAUGGUCACAAAGCAUUCAUUGGGAGACCAGAACCAAACUAAACAUUCUUACGUAUUGCUCAGAGAAGGUUGGUUACUAAAGUUGAGCGCUUGUUUCAUUGGCAUUGCUACUAUGGUUCUGACUCUUUAGGCUGGAGAUUAAAGGGACAUUAUAGUCACUAAAAUCACUUUAGCAUAAAGAAUUAGGUUCAGUGUCUUCUUGCUCAUGGCAAAUUGCUCUCUGCGUAGCUGUAAAGCCCAAAAUGUUGAAACAUAAAGCAGCUGUGCGUUCAGCCCCACUACUCCGAAGUGAAUCAGUGACUUAUCUCACAAUCAGGAAAAACAAAGUAAAAACUCUGCAAUUGUAAAUGUUUGCAAAGUUAUUACUAAUUGAGCAUUUCUAUUAAUAGACUGUUUGUGGAUCUACAGGGACACCCCUCCACGUGUGGCCUUGCACAAUACAUUGAUAAACUGGAGGAAGAGGACAGUGUUGUUGUUAAAGUAUUGAAGAAGCAGGGAGCGAUUGUGUUUGCAAAGACAAAUGUUCCGCAAUCUUUAUUAUGGUGAGUAUCCUAUUCAAUACCAUUACGUUGGCCUUGUGUACUGCAGUUUGUUGGAAACCGUUUGCAAGCCCUGACUUUGUUCAAUCGAUUCUCAGUUGGUAAUUUGUGAAAAUUAAAUGAUGGAUUCCAGAACUGCGCUUCUCGUGAAGGAAUCAGAACCUCAGAUGCUGUCUGUAUACAAAAGAAAUUGUUAGUAGGGGUAUUCCUUGUGUUGAUAUUUUGCUAAGUCAUAUCAUAUAUCAAAUAAUAAUAAUAUAUGAAUAAACUUCACUCACACAAAAGAUCAGGAAUAUAAUUUUUUUGGAGCAGGAGCUGCAGACUGCGGUGAUUGCACUCAACAGUCAUACUUUUCCUCUCUCAUUAGUUCAUGCUCCCGCAAUCCCAGACAUCUCUUUGACACCUUUAACUCACUUCUGCGCCCUGCUGCGGCCACCCCUCAAACUAACCUUACAGCUGGUGGCUUUGCAUGCUACUUUACCAACAAGAUUGAACAGCUAAGGAAACAAUUCUCCCCUCCUUGCCGUUCUCUUUCUCAACCAUACAUAAAUCAUGCCUUCCCUACCCUUCAGACUUUCUCCCCGGCUACUGAACAAGAGGUGGCUGCGCUUCUCCAUUCCUCUCGCCCCACCACUUGCCCGCUCGAUCCUGUCCAAUCUCACCUCACCAGAUCUCUCUCCCCUUGUCUUGUGCCUACCCUAACACACAUCUUUAACUGAUCUCUCUCUUCUGGCACUGUUCCUGCUGACCUUAAACAUACCACUGUAGUACCUAUCCUGAAAAAAACAUCUCUUGACCCAUCCUUCCCCUCUAACUAUCGUCCAAUAUCCCUGCUCCCUUUCUCAUCAAAGCUUUUGGAAAGACUUGUAUUUACCCGUGUGUCUCGCUUCCUCAAUUCCAACUCUCUCCUUGACCCUCUUCAUUCUGGCUUCCGCCCUCUCCACUCUACUGAGACUGCUCUCAUCAAAGUCACUAAUGACCUAAUCGUAGCUAAAUCCAAAGGUCACUACUCCAUAUUAAUUCUCCUUGACCUCUCUGCGGCCUUUGACACCGUUGAUCAUGCUUUCCUCCUUCAAACUCUUCAAUCGCUCGGUCUCUGUCACUCUGUCCUCUCUUGGUUUUCUUCCUAUCUCUCCCAACGCUCAUUCAGUGUCCCCUUUCCCAAGAAUACCUCCUCCCCUCGUCCUGUCUCUGUUGGAGUUCCCCAAGGCUCUGUCCUUGGUCCCCUUCUAUUUUCUCUUUAUACUGCCUCUCUUGGCAAGCUUAUUGCCUCUUUUCAAUUACCACCUGUACGCUGAUGACACUCAGAUAUACCUCUCCUCCACGGACCUCUCCCCUGCCGUCCUGCAACGUGUCACUGCUUGCCUUUCUUCCACCUCUGACUCCUCACGCUUUCUGAAACUCAAUCUCUCUAAAACUGAACUCCUUGUCUUUCCUCUUCCUAAUACUGAUCCUCCUCUCUUGCUCUCCCUUCAAGUCAGUGAUAUCCACAUAAGUCCAUCCUUGCAAGCAUGCUGUCUUGGCGUCAUACUUGACUCUGGUCUCACCUUUGAGCCUCACAUCCAGUUUGUUGCCAAAUCCUGUAGGUUCCAACUCAAAAACAUAGCCCGCAUCCACACCUUUCUUACGCAAGAUGCGACCAAAGAGCUUGUCCAUGCUCUAGUAUUUUCCCACAUGGAUUACUGUUACCCUCUCCUGAUUGGUCUCCCCAAAAGCCGUAUUGCCCCGCUACAGUCUGUAAUGAAUGCUGUAGCUAGACUGAUUUUCCUCUCUAGUCGGUCCCCUCACACAUCACCCCUCUGCCAGUCCUUACAUUGGCUCCCUGUAUCCUAUAGGAGUCAAUUCAAAGUGCUAACCCAUACAUUUAAAGCACUGAACAAUUCUAGCCCCUCUUAUAUCUCCUCAAUGAUACAUAGGUAUGCCCCUCCUCGUUGCCUCCGCUCUGCCCGUGACCACCUCCUGACCGCUGCUCGCACCCGUACUUGCAGGACCUCUCGCAGGGGGCUCCUUUCCUAUGGAAUAGCCUGCCUACCGCCAUCAGACUCUCCCCUAGUAUUCAAUCAUUUAAGAAGAGCCUUAAAAAAAGCUUAUGGCCUCCCAGAGUAACCUCCACCUUACAUACCUGUCUCCUGCUCUCUCCUAUUAGGCAGCGCUCUACUCUCUCCUCCAGCUCUGCUUCACUCCCACCCUAUUUGAUAUUUCCUGUCCUAACGUGUCUUAUACCCCACCGCCUAUAGACUGUAAGCUCGUUUGAGCAGGGUCCUCUUCAACCUAUCGUUCCAGUAAGUUUUCUUGUAAUUGUCCUAUUUAUAGUUACAUCCCCUCUCUCAUAAUAUUGUAAAGCGCUACGGAAUCUGUUGGCGCUAUAUAAUUGGCAAUAAUGAUAAUAAUAAUAAGAGUUAGAGACUUUUACUUAUUGCAAGGUAUAUAUUAUGUGCGAUAUUAUGGUGUUUUUUUAGUUCCUCAUAUUCCCCAUGAUCUCACAGCCGCCUCCUGACAAGGCAUUUGUAUAUUUGUACUAAUUGCCUAAUCUUACUAUGAGUUAUUUUAUGUUUAGAAAUUUGUGGUGAUUUGCAACAUAUAGAGCUUGAGUUUCAUUCUAGUUUGUGACAAUUCGCAGCACAGGGCAAACACAUUAAAACUGAUGGGAUCAUGUAGAUGGUUGACCUAAAGUCACCAGAACAACUACAGGUUAUUAUAAUUGUUUUGGGGAGUAGAAUCCUUCCCUUCAGGCUUUUUGCUGUAAAUACUGUUUGGGUUUACAUUACAGCCUCUACCUCUGAUCUGCCUCCUUGGAAGUCCAAGCCAAUCCAAUCCAAUGAUUUCCUAUGGGAAGCAUUGUGAUUGGCUGAGAUCACCACUUCGAUGUUGUCAGCCAAGCAUGCAGAUCAGGGCCAGAGCCAGCAGCAGCAGAUUGGAACAAAAGUAAAAUUUUACUAUAUUUAACGGAGCAAGGGAGGGCAGGGGGACUUGAUGGUGUUUUUAAGGGACAGGAAUAUAUGUUUGUGUUCUUGAUCCUAUAGUGCUCCUUUAACUUAAUAUUCCAUCUACUCAAACUAUGCCAGUGUAUACUGGGUUAAAUAAUAUCUGUAAUAAUUUAAGAGAAUUGUGAGCUGUUCUCACUUAAAGUGCAAGCAUGUCCUGUCUAUUUUUCUUUAAUAUUUUUGACAUAGUUAAACUUUGAACUUUUAUAUAUACAUAUAUAUAAAAGUAGAAAUACGUUUAAAAAUUAUGGGUACAUACCAGGGUGCAAAAACCAGCGAGAACAUAUAUAUUACGAAUGAUAAGGCGCACUCCUGGAUUUGAAAAGUCUUCAGUUUACUGUGUCCAUAAAUUCAGAGUUCAGCAGAUCAACGUUUCGACCUAUUCAGGUCUUUAUCAAGAUCAGAACAAAGUGUACAACAAUUAGUGCAUAUUUAUAAGAAAUAAAACAUAUUUGCUUACCAGGUGCAGUGCAUAGAACCUUCCCAAACGAUCGAGACGUCAUUACGUUACGUCCCGCGGUGAUUACAGCGGUUGCUCGGCAACCUCAGUGAUAUUAAGUGAGUGAAUAAGAGAUAGCCGCAGACUCUCUUUCUAGCACCGGAGGAUAUUAGGAACUACAGAAGAGACCAAAACGAGUGAAUAAAAAUCAUGAGAUUUGAAAAAAAGGGAAAAUGAUGUGUAAAAACAAUAUUGUAUGUCUCUACUGUAGAAUAGAGUUUUGAGGGUUUUAGGGUUGUACCUCUUUAUAAGAAUAGAAACAUUUGGUAUUUCUUUUUGAAAUUCAUCUAUUCCACAGAACACUGUCCGAUACAGAUAUAGGACAUUCUAUUCUACAGUAGAGACAUACAAUAUUGAUUUUAUUUUUUAGUCACUUAAAAAAUAUGACUGAACAAAAGAAAGACAAAUACAAUGUAAAGACACUAAGAACAUUUGUCAUUAUUUAUUACUAUAGCAGUAAAAUAAUUUAUAAUUACCAAAUGUUUAUUAGUCUAAAAAAUAUAUUUCACUUAAUGUUUCUGUGCUUCAAUCCCUGGCCUUACAUUGUUUGCAUUAGUGUGACAUGAAAUUAUAUUUUUCUGACAGCUAUGAUACCAGCAACCCGAUAUAUGGCGUAACGGUCAAUCCGCACAAUCACGCUAAGAGCCCCGGUGGGUCCUCUGGUGGGGAAGGGGCAUUGAUUGGCGGUGGAGGCUCAAUUCUGGGACUAGGAACAGACAUUGGUGGAAGUAUCCGUAUCCCUUCAAGUUUCUGUGGAAUAACAGCUCUUAAACCCACCCCGCAGAGGGUCAGGUAUGGCGCCUGUGCGCAGGAUGCAGUGUGUGGAUUUUCAAAGAUAUAUAUAUAUAUAUAUAUAAUGCAUUACUGUAAAAAAAUAAUAAUUAACUUUACGUGAGAUUUGUUUGCCUAUUUUUCAUUUCCCUACUGUAGGAACCUCUGCGUUUUUAGAUAAAUAUACAGUCAGGUCCAUAAAUAUUUGGACAUCGACACAAUUCUAAUCUUUUUGGCUCUAUACACCAACACAAUGGGUUUGAAAUGAAACAAACAAGAUGUGCUUUAACUGCAGACGUUCAGCUUUAAUUUGAGGGUAUUUACACCCAAAUCAGGUGAACGGUGUAGGAAUUACAAUAGUUUGUAUAUGUGCCUCCCACUUUUUAAGUGACCAAAAGUAAUGGGACAGAUUAACAGACAUAAAUCAAACUUUCACUUUUUAAUACAUGGUUGCAAAUCCUUUGCAGUCAAUUACAGCCUGAAGUCUGGAACGCAUAGACAUCACCAGACGCUGGGUUUCAUCCCUGGUGAUGCUCUGCCAGGCCUCUACUGCAACUGUCUUCAGUUCCUGCUUGUUCUUGGGGAACCCGUCCCUGGAAAAGUGGGAGGCACAUAUACAAACUGUUGUAAUUCCUACACCGUUUACCUGAUUUGGAUGUAAAUACCCUCAAAUGAAAGCUGAAAGUCUGCAGUUAAAGUACAUCUUGUUAAUUUCAUUUCAAAUCCAUUGUGGUGGUGUAUAGUGCCAAAAAGAUUAGAAUUGUGUCGAUGUCCCAAUAUUUAUGGACCUGACUGUACAUCCUCUACACUAACCCUGGGAGCAGUGACGUAUUUUUGUUUUGUGCUGCUCAAGGCAUCGCUAAAUGUGAGCACCCCACUAAUCAACGUUCAACGCACCUCUUCCUUUUUAGGCUCCAUCUUUUUUCUUUGAACGCCACCUCUCAGUACCUAAUCCUUUUAAGCACACACUUUCAUUGACCCAUACAUACGCACAGUGGCACAACACCGUUUAACCAACACACACUUUCACUAACAGGACACUCACUUACACACCCACUCACUGACAGAAACAUACUCUCACAUACACAUGCACUCACUGACAGAUACACAUCCUCACUGAUUUGACACACUUACACGCACUGACAGACACACACACAUUCACUGACUGACAGACACACUCACUGAGAGACACACUUACUGACAGUGACACAAACACUCAAUGCCAAACACACAGAUGUCACUGACAGACACAGACUCUCACUGGUUUGACAGACACUGACAUACAAUCACACACAUUUGCUGACAGACACGAACACACAUUCACUGACAGACACACACAGACAGACAAACACGCAGACAGACACACACACACAUACACACUGACAGACAUACUCACUGACACACAAACAUUCAAAGACACACUGACAGACACAAACUCACUGACAGACGCACACUAACAGUCACACACACAUCACUGACAGUCACAUACACAUUCGCUCAAACACAUCUUGUUUGCCUGGGAGUCGCUAAAUGAACCGCUGUAGCACUUGGUGUGUGCUUUAUAUAGUUUUCAAAUCAAUGUUAAACAUAAUGCAUUAAAUGGGAACAGUCAUAUCUUAUCACCUGUAAUAUUAUAUUUACUUAUACCAAUAGUUAUAUACACACCCACUCCUCUUUAUCCUGUAACUGGAUGUCUCCAUCUGAGCUCCCUGUCAAUCAUUGUUAUAAGCCCCACCCUUUGCACCUGCCAAUCAGCACAGAGCGAGCAUCCAGAGAAACAAUGUUUCUAUAUCUUCUCUUUGUGUGUAGUGUUUACUCUGGCUGUGCUUUGUCUGAACUGGAUUAUGAUGUAUUUUGCUAAUUUUUUUGGUAUCAAUUUAAAAAAAAAAUGGAAAAACAAAGAAAAGAUUAACACAAGUAGAUUAUCAAUGUUUUAAUGAAGGAGUAAAUUUCAGAGAAAUUAUAAUUUAAAGAUUUGGGUCAACUCCAAUGUGACCCUUUAAUGUGCUCAUUAAGCCUGUGUGAAGAGGUACUAGGUAUCGAACUAAAGGAAAUAUCUAAAUAUCACUGAUUAAUAGAAUUUUUGUUUCUACAUAUUUCCAGUCUGGGUGAGAUACGCUCCUGCAUUGAAGGCUUCACCGCAAGUGAGUUAAUUAGUAUUUUUUUAAUUAACGGAUGGCGUUAGAAUGUAAUAAUCUGUGUUAAGUUGCAGAAUAUUUUGUAGGUUUAUAAAUACAAUAAUAAUAAAUGGUCCUAGUCGCUGGGACAGUCGUGGGUUAUACAGGGUUUGUCCACGGGAUACAGCAGUGUUAAAGCUCUUAAUCAGACCUUUAUUGACAAUAUUAACCAGAACAUUCAUUCUCAAUUUAGAGACUUGGUGUGCAAUAUGACUGACACUGGAAUAGUUCAAUGUAGUAAUGGUUAAUCAUGGCAGGAACUGCAGAGUUUACUGGACUAUAUUUCCCAGAAAGCCUUUAUGCCGUAUAUAAUAUUAUAACUGCAUUAGUUUGUGUUGUUGUAAGUGGCAGAGUUGCUGUUCUUUUUAUCUAAUCGCACAGACACUGAGAGCUGUAUAUAUAAACAUGGCGUGCUGCCUGGUAUCAGCUCAGCUAUUUUUACGAUGACUAUAGUUAAAGUUAAAAAAAAUGUAUAGCUAAAUAUAGAUUGAGAAACCUUAACCCUAUAACUCACAAACACUUGAGAUCUGCAAGAGAUUCCUUGAUUAGAACACAUUUGUAACGGAUCGCCUGGCACCCCGACUGGGUACCUCCGUUGAAAGAUGCUCCUAGCGCUUCCAGAGGACUCCAAUCACUCCACCAGACACCAUAAGCACCGCAGGCUGCAGCUAUCUCCCUUCAGAACGAAGCAGGAACAAGCUCUUACAAGAGCUCAGUGAUUAUAGCAAGGGAAUAUGCCUAGCAUAGCAAUCCCUUGUAGCAGAUUCCCCCAAUAAGAGACAGGACUCAAGUUGAGGGUAAAAAUAGAACUCUCUGGCUGCUAGCUUGCAGCCCUUUUUAUUAGGUGCUCCCAUGAAGGGGAGGGACACACACAGUAACGUACAUUAACCAAUCACACAAUAGUUACAUCCCACACAUAGCCCUCCCCUCUACCUGUAAACUAAUUAUCUGUACACACAGGGAAAUACAAUUAUCAUAGGUAGGGAAAAUACAGUUUUUACACAACAUUCAUAACUCCCAAAAUAUACAUCACAUUCGCAUAAAAUUACAUACUGACACAUUUAGUACAUAAAACACACAUUUCUACAUAUCCCCAGAUAGCUUGGAUCUGACUGCACAUUAUUAGAUGAAUGGCACUCAGAUCACACGAAUAAGCCUUUCUGCAGGGAAAAUAAACAGUUUAACCUGCAGGGCCAUAGUCCAAAGGCAAGAGGCGGGCAAGCAGCCCCCUCCAAGGACACGUGGCGAGGUCGGUUUUGCCACAACAUUUAUCUUUAAAUUUUUAUUUUUGGGGAGCUAGAUUAAUCUUAGGUUGUUAUGUAACAAUAACAUAAUGUUAUAUUAUUUUUGUAUGUGUUCAAUAAAUAUUUUCUUCCUGUGCGUGAAUAUUUUUCAAACAGUUCCAGAGAUUCUAAUUGCAUUGAAUAAUUCAGGUCCUGCUGAUCUAAUCCCUUUAUUUAUGAUUGUGUUCUAAUUUUCUUGGUUAAUGUGGAUGUAGUGUAGGUAUUUUACUUGGCACCUUACCCCCUCAUCCCCCCCUACCCCCCGUUACUUGUAAAACAAAACACGUUUACACCCCUUGGACCCAGCUUUGUGUAAGUGGACAGUUUAUUGUUUCAGUACCUGUAGCCACGGGACCCAUGGCCAGAGACGUGGACAGCCUGGUUCUGUGCAUGAAGACUCUUCUUUGUGAUGAAAUGUUCAAGCUGGACCCAACAGUCCCACCUCUUCCUUUCAAUGAUAAGGUGAUAUAUGCUGACUCGGGAUAGCUGCCAUUCCCAAAAUGCCGUCAAGUAUGCAGAAGGCAGGGUUACUGUGAGGAUUAAGUGGGAUAGCAUGUCUCACUGAAUUAAGGCCAUGGUCGAUACCAAUAGCAGAUGGCACCAAGGAGCCUAGUGUUCAGCAUAAUAAGUUUAGAACCUUUGUAAACAUUGAUCUAAUGAUACACCUUACCAGUGGUAUUGAUCUUGCUCAUUGAUGUUAAUGUUGAUAGAAUUGGAUAAGACGCACUUUGGCGUUUAUUCACUAAACACCACUAUGUUGGUUAUUAUUAUUAUUAUUAUUAUUGCCAUUUAUAUAGCGCCAACAGAUUCCGUAGCGCAUUACAAUAUUAUGAGAGGGGGGAUUUAACUAUAAAUAGGACAAUUACAAAUAAACUUACAGGAACAAUAGGUUGAAGAGGACCCUGCUCAAUCGAGCUUACAUUCUAUAGAUUGAAAUCAAUCCGUACUGUAUUAAUUCAGUCUAAAAAAAACUGAUUUGCAAAUUCCAAUUUAGCUAUCUUCACAGGUUGGCAAACAUUUGGUGUUUAGUGGAAUAAGGCCAUUUGUGUGGAUUCCUGUGUAUUUUAUUUAUCUGCAAUUUUGGAAGCAGCUCGGUACAACCAUUUGCACUACCACUCUUUACCACCAGGGGUCGGGCACAUUCUUUGAGUAUGUAUAUAUAAAGAGUGUGCUGUUACCACAUUUUGUGUGUGCACGGAGCUGGUAGAUCUGCAUAACCCUAGCCAUUGAUGAGACUGUUCUCAGUUGCUGGGUUGACUGUAAAUAAUUGUCCUGCACGUGGAAAGGUCUUCCUUUGCCUGGCCCAUCUUCCCAAGUCAUGUUUCUAUUAAAGGGACACUCCAAACACCACAAUCACUUAUUCUCUUUACAUAGUCUGUGCUCCAAGGAACUCCUGACCCCUUUAUUUGUCAUCCCAUUCAUUAUGGUUGCAGCAGUUUGCAAAAUGUAUUGAUGCUAGUCUACACCCACCUAAAAUAUGACAUGGCAUGAGAAAGCUGUUAAUAUUUUGUCCUGCAAUUAUCCCUGCAAAAUUUAACUAUCUCCUGACUGGUCAAGGCCAUGCCCAGCGUAUAAACAUGUGUGAGUCGAAAUCAAUUGUACAGGUUCUCUUCAUAUUUUUCAAUGACAGAACUUUUGAAGCUGCCAUGCACAGGCUGAGCAGUAAGUGUCUUCGUUCACGAAAAAAAUUAGAAUGACACUACUUAGGAAACAAACAACUGAUGAACUUCAGAUCCCGUAAGCACUAUUUGUCUUUGAUAUUGUGGGAUAUGUACAAUGCUAACAUUUAAAAUCAGUGGAAUGACAGAAUGGGCUGUGAGAUCUCAGCAUCUUUCUGAUCCAUAUAGAAGCUGCAGAUUUAAAACAAGCUGAGUACUUUUUUAUAUUUUGAUUUUAUAUAUAUUUUACCUCCAUAAUUACUUAAAAUGUGCACCUCCAGCCAGAAGUAUUGACUGUGGGUUUAACAGAGAUUCCUGUGGGUUGGUGGAACCUUUUUUCACUCUGAGUUAGAAUGUUCAAGUCAUGGGUUUAGUGUACAGAUGAUGUAAGAAAGCUCAUUUCUGGAUUCUUCUCUAUAGGUCUAUACAUCGCCCACUCCUCUCCGUGUGGGAUAUUAUGAAACUGACGGAUUUACAUUACCGCACCCUGGCAUGAGACGGGCAGUGUUAGAAACCAAAAAACUCCUGGAGGAAGCUGGGCAUACGGUAAUUAUUGGCAGGGUCUGAGUUACAGUCAAAUAUACUGCAAAUACUUUGAAACACUGGAAGAAGUUAAAGGAACAAAAUAGUCCUGGAAUGCAGCAUUAGGUCUCUGGCCCUCCAGAGAUUAAUCCCUUAGUGACCGGACCGUUUUUCAAUUUUCUUACCGUUAAGAAACAUAGAAACAUAGAAACAUAGAAACAUAGAAACAUAGAAUGUGACGGCAGAUAAGAACCAUUCGGCCCAUCUAGUCUGCCCAAUUUUCUAAAAACUUUCAUUAGUCCCUAGCCUUAUCUUAUGGUUAGGAUAGCCUUAUGCCUAUCCCAUGCAUGCUUAAACUCCUUUACUGUGUUAACCUCUACCACUUCAGCUGGAAGGUUAUUCCAUGCAUCCACUGCCCUCUCAGUAAAAUAAUACUUCCUGAUAUUAUUUUUAAACCUUUGUCCCUCUAAUUUAAGACUAUGUCCUCUUGUUGUGGUAGUUUUUCUUCUUUUAAAUAUAGUCUCCUCCUUUACUGUGUUGAUUCCCUUAUAUAUUUAAAUGUUUCUAUCAUAUCCCCCCUGUCUCGUCUUUCCUCCAAGCUAUACAUGCUAAGAUCCUUUAACCUUUCCUGGUAAGUUUUAUCCCGCAAUCCAUGAACCAGUUUAGUAGCCCUUCUCUGAACCCUCUCUAAGGUAUCAAUAUCCUUCUGAAGAUACGGUCUCCAAUACUGUGUACAAUACUCCAAGUGAGGUCUCACCAGUGUUCUGUACAAUGGCAUGAGCACUUCCCUCUUUCUACUGCUAAUACCUCUCCCUAUACAACCAAGCAUUCUGCUAGCAUUUCCUGCUGCUCUAUUACAUUGUCUGCCUACCUUUAAGUCAUCAGAAAUAAUCACCCCUAAAUCCCUUUCCUCAUAUGUUGAGGUUAGGACUCUAUCAAAUAUUCUGUACUCUGCCCUUGGGUUUUACGUCCAAGAUGCAUUAUCUUGCACUUAUCCACAUUAAAUGUCAGUUGCCACAAUUCUGACCAUUUUUCUAGUUUACCUAAAUCAUUUGUCAUUUGGCUUAUCCCUCCUGGAACAUCAACCCUGUUACAUAUCUUAGUAUCAUCAGCAAAAAGACAUACCUUACCAUCAAGACCUUCUGCAAUAUCACUAAUAAAAAUAUUAAAGAGAAUGGGUCCAAGUACAGAUCCCUGAGGUACCCCACUGGUGACAAGUCCAAGCUUCGAAUAUAUUCCAUUAACUACAACCCUCUGUUGCCUGUCACUCAGCCACUGCCUUACCCAUUCAACAAUAUUUGAAUCCAAACUUAAAGAUUGCAGUUUAUUGAUAAGCCUUCUAUGUGCAACAGUGUCAAAAGCCUUACUGAAAUCUAGGUAAGCAAUGUCUACUGCACCACCCUGAUCUAUAAUUUUAGUUACAAAGGACCAGGGCCGUUUUUACAUUUCUGCUGUGUUUGUGUUUAGCUGUAAUUUUCCUCUUACUCAUUUACUGUAACCACACAUAUUAUAUACCUUUUUUCUUGCCAGUAAAUGGUCUUUCUAAAGAUACCAUUAUUUUCAUCAUAUAAUAUAAUUUACUAUAAAAAAAUAAUAAAAUAUGAUGAAAGAAUUUAAAAAACACACUUUUUCUAACUCUAACACCUGUGCUAAAUAGUUUCUAAAUUUUGUCCCGAGGUGAGAAAUAUCCAAUGUUAACAUGUUCUUAGCUUUUUUUUUUGCAAGUUAUAGGGCUAUAAGUACAAGCAGGACAUUGCUGUUUCAAAAUAUAUAUAUUUAAAAUUUAUCAAUAGUGACAUUGUAACACUGUUAUCUGUCAUAAAUCUCUGAAUCACACCUAACAUGUACAUAUUUUUUUGAAGUAGGCAACCCAGGGUAUUUAAAAUGGGGUAUAUCCAGUCUUUUUCUAGUAGCCACAUACACUGGCCAAAGUUAACAUUUAUAUUUGUUUUUGUGUUAAAAAUGCAAAAAACAAUUAUGAACUAAUUUUGGCCAGUGUUUGUGACUAAGUGGCUACUAAAAAAGACAGAACAUACCCAAUUUACAAUACCUUGGGUUGUCUUCUUUUGCAAAUGGUAUGCCAUCAUUGGGGUAAUUCUCAUUUCAGGGCUAUAUGUUCUCAAAGGCAACAUAACCAAUCUGGCAAAUUUCAAUGUGAAAAAAUGGAAAAUCAAGUCUUAUAUUUGACCCUGUAACGUUCAAAAACACUAUAAAACUUGUACAUGGGGGUUACUGUUAUACUCGGGAGACUUCGGUGAACAUAAAUAUUAGUUUCAAUACAGUAAAACAUAUCACAACAAUGAUAUCAUCAGUGAAAGUGACGUUUGUUUGUGAAAAAUGCAAAAAACUUCACUUUCACUAACAAUAUCAUCGUCGUGAUAAGUUUUACUGUUUUAAACACUCAUAUUUGUGUUCAGUGACGACUCCCGACAUCUUUGUGCUCUAGACACCAGAACCAAUACAUUAAGCUGUGUGAUAUUAAAAAUGUACAGAUAUGCGCAUUCAGUUUCAAAUGAAUUUUCCUACAUUUUGUCCAAAAUCUAAUGCACUAAAUGGACAAAUCACAAAACAAGCAAAGUAGACAAUGCCUGAAACCAUUUAGUUUGUUUUGUGAGUCCUGUCCUUUGCACCAAAAAAAUAAAUUCAAAAAUGAUUGAUGGAAUAAAAAAUGAGUGAUGGUUAGGGAACAGCCACUAAAUGUUGAUUUUAUUUAAAUGCACUUAUUACACAAUAUUUAUAUUUUGCAGUAGAGUGGCCAAUUUUCUUGGCUUUUUGGUUUUCUCAAAUAUUUUUUCUCAAAACGAUUGCAUGGACGGAGUUAGCCCGAACUGAUAAGGAUUAUUUUUGAAUCGCCCGAAACAAGUUUUGUUCCCUAGAUGUACUGACUUAAUUCGCCAUGUACAAAUUUAAAAAUUAGCAAUCUUAUGUACGAUUGUAAGUGGUCAGGAUCUCAAACCACGUCCAACUGUAGCUUGACAAAGACCCUUUCAGGGAUUGAAAUGUUGUGAUGUUGCACAUUUGAAGAUACUUGGCGUGCCUGGAUCCUCUUUCUACUACUGGUAUCUACUUCCUGGGGCUGGUUCUGGCCCUUGGUCCAUUGUAGCACCAGGAUCUGCUUGUGAUUGGAGCAUGGUUUGUUUUUUUCUCAGUUUGCAUUCGUUGACCUAAGUUUGCCUAUCCACUUUGCCACAGUUCAGUAUUUAGUGAAUGAAAGAUUAAAACAAAAAUGUAAAAUGUGUGAUUUGCUUUUUUAGCUGAUCCAGUUUGCCCCUCCGAGAAUAGAUUACGUGAAAAAUGCUCUGUUCAUGAAAAUCUUACUUGGUGACGGAGGAGAAAUUCUACUGGAAAAAUUGUAAGUUAAAGAAUCCAGUUAUAAUUUAGGAGCCACGAGCGAUACCACUUAAUUGUAUGAUCCUUAAAUAAAUUUAAUUUAAUGUUCUUAUUAAAUUUUGGGUUGUCUGCAAAACAAAGACAGCUUCCCGUGAAUUCAAGGCGAUCAAUCAAUUAAACUGCAUCGAGGACAGAAUUCUAUGUAAAAUAUUUUUGGGAUAGUUGAUGCAAUUUUAGAAAAAGUUUUAGUUUUAGAAAUAGGGUAAAGAAAAUAUGAAUACAGCAAGACAAAUACAGUCUCCAUAAUACAUUUAAAGGGACACUCCAGACCCGUAAAGCACUUUAGCUUGCCUGAAGGGACCACUCAAAUAAAACAAAUUGUUUAUUGGAUAAUAAACAUGAAAACUUGUUCAAUGUUUAACUGUGAAUUAUUUUUUUCAUUGGGAUACAUCUAAAAACAUUGUGCAAAAGCUGCAGGUCUCUUGCUUUAAUGUUUAGGGGUGUCCCCUUUAAGUGCUUUAUGUGUUCACAAAGUGCAGAUUUCAAUAGAUAUUAAGAUUAAGGAACAGUGCAUACACAAAACAAAAUACAGUUUUAGACUUUACAAUGCACUUAAAAUCACUGAUCUUAGCAAACCAACACCAUAUUCAGUCGCACAAGUUUUGUUUGCUAUGAUUUUUUUUGCCCCCUUGAGGAAGGCUUCAAGCCGAAACGUCGCGGCUUUGUGGUCUCCAGCUCUGUGUCAGUAUAUUCGAUUGUACACUUGCUAGUAGGUUUAAACUAAGAGCACUUUACAGUUUGUUUUGUGUGGUUAUAUAUGCAGUACAUACUCUUUGCAUGUUUUAUCUGCAUGUUUGCACUUUGCACUUUGAUGUAUUCAUUUUAUCAUCAUAUAAUAAAAUAUUUUUAUGUGCAAUACUUAUUGAUGUGCUUUAGGUUUGUUACUGAUGAGAUUUUAAGUAGCCUUGUGAAAUUUAAAACUGUAUUUUUAGUUUUAAAUUUUUAAUUUGUGCGCUGUUCUUUAAUCUACAUUUUGGUCUUCACAGCAGCACCACUAUUAAGAAAUGCAUGUUGCACGUGUGCCCUCCAAUUUCAUGUUUUUCUUUGUAUAUUUAGAAUCUGGAUCAGAUUCCUAUUGGACUAAGUACCAUUGGCAGAACCACUGCCGGCACACUUUGGGGGCCCUUCGGGUUGUCCGUGCAGUUGGGGCCACCGGAUGGAUAUUAUAUCUUUAUCGCUGAUCAGGGGCCUGGAUGAGCACUGUGGCCCUUUUAAGUGCAUGACCGGGCCCCUGUAGUGUUGGUCGGCUGGGAAGAAGUAACAGUCUGUGUAGGACCCACCGAUAUUGUACUGUGACAUAGUGGUGUGCUUAAUACAGUACGACCAUAUGGUGUAACUGAAUCUCUGUAUUUGUUUUCAAUGAUAGGUGAUUUUAAGUAGCUUUGUAAAGUUUAAAACUGUAUUUUUUUUUGUGUGUGCUGUUUCUUAUUCUGUAUUUUGUGUUUAUUUCGGUCUUUACAGCAGCACCAGUUCUAACAAAAUGCAUGUUCUGGGUGUGCAUCCCCAAUUCCACUCUUAUUAAAAGGAUUCUAUAGUGUAAGGAAUAUAAAGUUGUAUUCCUUUCACUGUAAUUCCCUCUGCUCCCUCCUCCCCCACUCAGUUGAGGGACCCUUUAAACAGAUUAUUUCAUUAUUCUCAAUAAAAAUUGAUAAUUCUUGUCCAUAAAAUAAGGACAUCAUGACACAAUACAGACACUGCAUGGCACUCUAAUAUUCUGUUAAAUAGGUGUACAGCCCCUUAAAGUGGAAGCAACCAUAUUAUACACAAAAAUUUUUGAAGUUACACAAUUCAAAUUACAUAUAACCUAUGUAAUUUCACAAAUCCAUCACAUUAAAGAAAUGAAUUAUGUAAAGGAAAUUAAAUAAAAUGCAUUUAUUUGCAUUAAAAGUAAGAAGUUGUUAUUAACAAGAACAUCAUGUAUAAUUCUUAAAGUUACAUUCAAAAGUGAUGAUAACAUUCUAAUAUUGCACAAACAAGGUUUUUUUCAUUUGUUUUGUGUUUAUUUUCAUUCUAUGACUUCAUGUCUUCUUCUCUCAGUAACCAUAAUUCGGUUGACCCAAAUCUUAGUGGUCUGAUCUCGAUGAUUCGCACUCCGACAGUGGUGAAGAAAGCUUUGUACUUUGUCCUUAAGCCCUUGGUAAGCAAAAUGAGAAGGACCAUGGAACCCUGAGUAUGGCAACUAUGAUAUACAGUAACACCCAGGAGUGAUGGCACUAAUACGGGAACAAAAAUCACACUACCUGCCAGUCAUCUUUGUAAAAUCAUAGCUGCCAUAGUAACUCUCGUCUUUUGCCACUGUAGCCUUGUACAAAUUGUGCCUAGAAGUCAGCUCAUCCAAAAUCAUUCUCAUGUUCUCUUUUAGAAUUUUGUUUUCUACUUAAGAAACAUCUAAGCUUUUUUCUUCUUUUAAUCUUUCUCUGAUUUGUACAGUCUGGUGAUCCAUCUGAUUCUAUCACUCUUAGUUUCCAAGUUUGGUGUGAGAAUGAAUACCAUAAGAUAGAAUAGGCUCAUAUAGAUAUAGAUAUGUUGUUUGGUCCAACAAGUGAAGUCUUGGGGCCUCCAAAACAUCAACUGUCAAUCUGUGAUGGUAUCACAUGGCCUAUCACAUCUCUAUGUACAUUCACAAAAAGACUUUUAAAGUUUCCAUCGACAACAGACUGUAACAGUGAAGGGUAGGUCAACGCUGAUGAGGAAUAUAGGGGUUGGAAAGAGAAUAUGGCGGUGCUUGAGGAUGUAAUACAGAGGGCGGGUAGAUUUAUAUUAUUUAAUAUCUAAUUAGUAAUUUAUUUAAUAAAGCACUGUGAUAAUGUUACACUCUUUGUGUCUUUGUUUCCUGUAGUUUCCAAGGAUUGCCAGUUCUGUAAUUAGCGCUAUAGGUGCAAGGUAACAAUGUGAAGCUUUGUAGCUGACUGAGUUUGUGAUCUGUUGCAUUUUUUUUUACUGUAUUUAUUACUGUUAUUAACCAGCUUCCUUUCUGACACAUUGUUUAGCUCUGUGAAGGAACUGUGGACCGAUCAAGCAUUGCUGCAGGUACUGGACCUCUAUCCCAUCAUGCUUUACUGCUCCCCAUUAAUAGUGUCAGUCACAGCAUUACUGAUCCUGGGUACUGCCCUCCGGUUAUGGAACUUUUUAAAGUUCAAUUUGGAAUAUUUUGGCAUAGGCCUCAAAUUAGUAUUUUUGGAUAAACCUUCCAUAAAAAUACCCAGAUAAUUUAUUGGUGACCUCUGCAGAUAAAUAAUUUGAAAAGCUUAUCAAAAAAUGUUAAAUCAAUGCCAUAAUUUGGGAGAUCUGUGGCCUUUUUUGUAUGACGGAACCUUAAUCCUAAACGCCAGAGGGUUAUGUGAUACACCUACAGGUGAAACAUCGCAAGGUUUUCUCUGCUGUUUGAAGGGGUAAAAGGACUAAGCACCAGCAGGUGAACACUCCUCUGAAUAAUUCCUCUGUUGGUGAAAGUUUCUGAAAAUGGAUCUAAUAAAUGGUCUCAGUACAAAGAACAGAUUACACAUAACAUGCAGGCUGGUUAUAUCCAUUGAUUGUAGCACUUAGAUUGAUACUUUUACUAUUGUAUCCUUCUAAUAUGUAUCUACCAUUUCAGGAAUACCAAGCUGAAUUCAUUGCGGAGUGGAGGAAGCUGGACCUAGAUGUCAUUCUCUGUCCUAUGUUAGGACCAGCCUACAAUAACGGCUAUGCUGGAAGACUGUUAGGUACGGUUAUAACGUUACUGUCAUUUAAACCGGCUGCCAAUCAUAUUGUAUAUAGCUUCAAGUAAUAGACAAAUGCAGAUAAUCUAGUUGAAAAAUACUUUAUUUGGACAAAUAAACCCAAAAGUUGCAACAUUUUACCCUGUAAGGCCUUAACACUAAAAUGCUGUGUUUGUCUCAAAAAUUUAAUCCUUUUCCAUUCUGAUUAGUCAUUCUAUCUCCAGGUUACAAGUUUUUUGUUUUAAAAAAAAAGAUAUUUAAAAUUAGGUUCCACAAUGAGUUCUUAAUCUUUCAGCUGCUGCGUCAUAUACAAUUUUGUUCAAUGUGGUACAGUUCCCAGCCGGUGUCGUAACUGUGAGCUCUGUCACUCAAUCAGAUGAGGAUGAAAUGAAGCAUUACAAAGGCUACUACAACGAUCCUUGGGAUAAACUAUUCCAGCAGGUAGUUUUACUGUAUGGCUUGCUGUGAAUUCAUUGAAAUCUUCACAAAUGUACCAUGGAGGAAGCCAGCAACAGAGCUGGAUGAAUGUUGCCCAGGACCCUAGAUGGGGUAUCAUAUUGGGACGCUCUCCUAGAGUUUCUGUGAAUGGUGUGUAGUGGUCAAGUAUUGUGUGUGUGGAGCAGGGUGUGUGUGCUGGAGGAUCUUUGUCUGUGAAUUUGUGUCUCUCUGUCAGUGUGCAAGUGUAUGUCUGUGUCUGGGAGCAUAUGUAUGUGUGUAGUUGCUGCUAUCGUUGUGUGGAAGGGGCUACUUGUGAUUUGUGUGUGGUGCUUACACUGAUCAUCCACAACAAUAAAACAACUGACAGGUGAAGUGAAUAUCAUUGAUUAUAUCAUUACAAUGGCACCUGUCAAGGGGUGGGAUAUAUGAGGGAGCAAGUGAACAGUCGGUUCCUAAAUUUCAUAUGUCAGAGGCAGAAAAAAUGGGCAAACUAAAAUAUCUCAGUGACUUUGAUAAGGGCCAAAUAGUGAUGGCUUUGUCAGAGCAUCUCCAAAACAGAAAGUCUUUGGGUGUUCCUGGUGUGCUAGGGUGCAAGAAGAAAGUGAACUUGCGUCAGGGUCAUGGAAAUCCAAGGCUCAUUAAUGCACGUGGAAGCGAAGGUUAGUUAGUCUGGUUUAAUCACACAAAAGAGCUACUAUGGUGGAAAGGUGUCAGAACAUAUAGUGCAUCACAGUUUGCUGUGUAUGGGCUUGUGAAGCUGCAGACUGGUCAGAGUGCCCAUGAUGACCCCUGUGAACCACCAACAGCACCUUCAAUGGGGCGUCAGAACUGCACCAUGGAGCAAUGGAUGAAGGUUGCCUGGUCUGAUGAAUCACAUUUCUUUUUGAUUGGAUGGAUGGCUAUGUGUGCAUCAUUUACCUGGUGAGGAGAUGGCAGCAAGAUGCACUAUGGGAAGAAGGUAGGCCGCCGUAGACCAUAUUAUGCUCUGGGCAAUGUUCUGCAAAGAAAACCUUGGGUCCUGGCAUUCAUGUGAAUGUUACUUGGACAUGUGCCACCCACCUAGAGAUUGUUGCAGACCAUGUAUACCCCUUCAUGACAAUAAUGUACCCUGAUGGCAGUGGCCUCUUUCAGCAGGAUAAGGUACCUUGUUACACUACAAAAAUUGUUCAGGUAUGGUUUGAAGAACACGACAAAGAGUUGAAGGUGUUGCAUUGGCCUCCAAAUUCCCCAGACCUCAAUCCCAUUGAGCAUCUGUGAGAUGUGCUAGAACUGCAAAUCUGAUACAUGGGGCCCCCACCUCAAAAUUUGCAGGACUCACUGGCAUACAUACCGCAGACGCAGGGGUCACGGCUGCGACCGGGCCUCCAGGGGGCCUGGCCACCCUGCGACCCGGUAUGUAUGCUAGUGUGGCCACAUUUUGCCAGCCUCUUCUCCUGGGGGCCCAGGAGCUGGUCACCUCAGGGCCCCCCGAGGCUGCAAGUGGCAUCAUUUUGAGGGCGGGUGCGCAAGGGAGCAUUCUCCCCUGAACGUUCUCUGCCCAGCUUCCUUGCGCGCACUGAUGCCAGAGCCCGAUAUGACAUCAUUCCGGCUCCUGCAGUGCGCGAGGGAGCUGGGCAGAGAGUGCUCAGGGGAGAAUGCUCCCUCGCUGCCUGCAGGACCGGCCACCCAGCAGCACCACUGGACCCCAGGGAAUCCCCUCAGCACUCCCAAAGGUAAGGAGGCUGGGGGAUUAAAUUUAAAAAAAUAUAUAAAUAAAAUCAGUACGAUCCGUACAAUAUAUACAUUUUAAUAGAUCAACAAAUAAACACAUAAGCUGCUCCAAAGAAUUUAUAACAUACCGUGCUGAAACAUACUGAUACAAAUCGCAACCCUCAAUGUAAUGCCUUAAAGGACCACUAUAGUGCCAGGAAAAAAAGGGUUAACCCUAGCUGGACCUGGCACCCAGACCACUUCAUUAAGCUGAAGUGGUCUGGGUGCCUAUAGUGGUCCUUUAAACAACUACAAUCCAGUGUGUUACUAUGUAGGAUAAUCCUGUAAAGAUUGCAACACUUAAGAAAUUUUAAAUACUUUGAAAACAGAAUAAUCAUUAGUUCCCCAUUCAUAAUAAAAGCUAUGUACCUUUUUUGUAAAUGGGAAGCUACUGACUGGCUUAGAGCGUCAGCUGACCACUCUAGCCAACCAACAGCACUCCUGCCCGGCGGCACUUUGUCCACGCUUCCUGUAACUCUGUUUCAGAAGCUGGAUUCCGCUUGGGUGACCUUGAGAUCAGUGCUGGAGUCAACCUUUGGGGUUAAACCAUUUCAGAAUGGUUAAACUCUUAAAGGGUCCUGCAGUGCCCCAUCCCAUGUUGCUGAAGGGGUUAAAACCCCUUCAGUGACUUACCUGAAUCCAGCGUCUAUGUCCCUCAGAGCUGGGUCAGGCUCUGCUCACGCCCCUCCUCCCCCGCGAACCUAAUGCACAUGCGUUGCAACGGCCACACACGCGCAUUAGACCUCCCCAUAGAAAAAGCAUUAUUCAAUGCUUUCCUAUGGGGAUUCCGGCGACGCAGGAGGUCCUCAUGCAUAGCAUGUGUGACAUGUCAUGAUUCCCUUUUAUUCCAGAAGUUUGGUCCUUAAGGGGUUAAGGGUGAUGGGAGUUGGCACCCAGACCAUUCCAAUGGGCAGAAGUGGUCUGGGUGCCUGGAGUGUCCCUUUAAGUUAAGAGAGCGUCUGCGGGCCUCCUGCAACCAUAACAACUUAAUUUAGUUAAAGUGAAUGGAGUGUUCCUUUAGUAAUGUUUACCUGUGGAUACUAUCUUAAAUAAAUAACAGUUAUUUUCCAAAUGUGCAAAGUAAAAUCCUUCCCAGUAGAAACUGUUACAUUACUGUUACUAUGUUGCAUUUGCUGCCUGUACCCCAAUGUUACAUCUCUCUCGCUGUGUCUGCAGGCCGUGGCGGGAGGAGUGGGGCUUCCUCUGUCUGUGCAAUGUGCGGCUCUGCCGUAUCAGGAUGAACUAUGCCUGCGCUUCAUGAAAGAGGUGGAGACCCUGCACCGCGAGAAGAAAAACAGGAAAUAA
Pelobates cultripes (western spadefoot toad) is the source of this 31191-nucleotide messenger RNA. NCBI's taxonomy places the organism in Eukaryota, Metazoa, Chordata, Amphibia, Anura, Pelobatidae. The record is from the annotation of a GenBank genome assembly.